AUGGCUUCUCGGCGCCUCGCUCUCAACCUGAACCAGGCUCUCCGCACUCGUGCGGCCCUGAAGUCCAUCCAGCCCGUCAAGCGUGGCUUUGCGUCCCCGGUUCUGCCGUCCACCACCCAGUCCACCACCCUCUCCAACGGAUUCACGAUCGCCACUGACCACUCCCCAUGGGCUCAAACCUCCACGGUCGGCGUGUGGAUCGAUGCCGGUAGCCGGGCAGAGACUGACAAGACCAACGGAACCGCGCACUUCCUCGAGCACCUUGCCUUCAAGGGCACCAACAAGCGCUCCCAGCACCAAUUGGAACUCGAGAUUGAGAACAUGGGCGCCCACCUUAACGCCUACACAUCGAGAGAAAACACCGUCUACUACGCCAAGGCCUUCAACAACGAUGUCCCCAAGGCCGUCGAUAUCCUCGCUGAUAUCCUUCAGAACUCCAAGCUUGAGGCUAGCGCCAUCGAGCGUGAGCGUGAUGUGAUCCUGCGCGAGCAGGAGGAGGUUGACAAGCAGCUCGAGGAGGUCGUCUUCGACCACCUGCACGCCACCGCUUACCAGGCCCAGCCCCUUGGCCGCACCAUCCUCGGCCCCAAGGAGAACAUCCAGACCAUCACCCGGGACAACCUGACCGAGUACAUCAAGACCAACUACACCGCUGACCGCAUGGUUCUCGUCGGUGCCGGUGGCAUCCCCCACGAGCAGCUCGUUCGCCUCGCCGAGGAGCACUUCGGUGCCCUCCCCAGCAAGCCCCCUACUUCCGCUGCCGCCGCCCUCACUGCCGAGCAGAAGCGCCUGCCCGAGUUCAUCGGUUCCGAGGUCCGUCUCCGCGACGACACCAUCCCCUCCGCUCACAUCGCUCUCGCCGUCGAGGGUGUCAGCUGGAAGGACGAUGACUACUUCACCGCUCUGGUCACCCAGGCCAUCGUCGGUAACUGGGACCGUGCCAUGGGCCAGUCCCCCUUCCUCGGCAGCAAGCUCAGCUCCCACGUCAGCCACCACAACCUCGCCAACAGCUUCAUGAGCUUCUCCACCAGCUACAGCGACACCGGUCUCUGGGGUAUCUACCUCGUCAGCGAGAACCUCACCCAGCUUGAUGACCUGAUCCACUUCACCCUCCGCGAGUGGUCUCGUCUCUGCAACAACGUCACCUCCGCCGAGGUUGAGCGUGCCAAGGCCCAGCUCAAGGCUUCCAUCCUCCUGUCCCUUGACGGCACCACCGCCGUCGCCGAGGACAUCGGCCGCCAGAUCAUCACCACCGGCCGCCGCCUCAGCGCUGAGGACAUCGAGCGCACCGUCAGCCAGAUCACCGAGAAGGACGUCAUGGACUUCGCUACCCGCAAGCUGUGGGAUCAGGACCUUGCCAUGUCCGCUGUUGGCAGCAUCGAGGGUAUCCUCGACUACCAGCGCAUCCGUGGAGACAUGUCCCGCAUGAUCUCUUAA
Molecule: messenger RNA, 1437 nt
Organism: Penicillium olsonii
Lineage: Eukaryota; Fungi; Ascomycota; Eurotiomycetes; Eurotiales; Aspergillaceae
Source: the annotation of a GenBank genome assembly